Messenger RNA from Mangifera indica (mango), 6931 nucleotides. RefSeq lists its product as uncharacterized. Gene Ontology annotation, cellular component: histone methyltransferase complex. The record is from RefSeq and is a predicted model, not a curated record. The transcript is spliced from 19 exons. Gene Ontology annotation, biological process: positive regulation of DNA-templated transcription. NCBI's taxonomy places the organism in Eukaryota, Viridiplantae, Streptophyta, Magnoliopsida, Sapindales, Anacardiaceae. Bases 331 to 6720 code for a protein of 2129 amino acids. Gene Ontology annotation, molecular function: protein binding; histone H3K4 methyltransferase activity.
UUUUCCCGACGCUUUUAUCACUAGCUCUGAGUAAAGUCUCUUUUAUUUUCCUCAGUUUCUGCAGCUCUCCGUAAGGCUUUUUAUCGCUCUUAGCUUUUCUUUUUAGUGGUUUUCUCUGAAAAUCUAGGGUUUCUUCUUGUCCGCUUGACCUGUCUGUGAUUUACUGUUUGUUUUUCCAUUUUUGAAAUUGCAACUUCUGAGGACAUUUUGUCUCUGAUUGUUGUGCUUUCUCUAAAGUGUUACUUAGGUUUUUUUUUUUGGAGAUUUUUUCUUCUUCGGUGUUUGUGAUGGUUUUAAUGGAAAGGAGUUAGGGUUUGAAACUUGUGAGAGAUGGAAAAUUCUUGGCAGAUGAAAUGUGGCUCGUCCAAUCCAUCAACGGCUUCGUCAACCUCGCAGGAGCUUCGGAAUCAGAUGGAGACGGUUUCUAGCCACUGUUUUUAUCCUCCUAUUGCACAGGGUUUGAGAUCAACCGGGAAUGGACGGGUGUUAGAUUCAAGGUAUCCCAAUGUUCAGAGCAUAAGUUCCCGCAGACUUGGCAAUGCCGAACUGGGAAAUUCAUUUCUUGCUCUUCUUUCUGGACCACCAUCGUUAUUGCAGUGUGAUCCUCAGGAAUUUCCUAAUCCAAAUGCAUUCAGUUCCUCUUGUGGUAAACUUCCAAUUAAUGGUGGUGGUGUACUUAAUAGCACUAUUGGAAGUGGAGUGCCACCAAUAACGACUGGGCUGUUGUCCGCACAUCAGAUUAAUCGAAACAUGCAAAAUGGGUCAAAUAUUUGCUCGGCAUCUAGAGCUGUGGUAAAUUCCAAUUACAGUAGCAAAUCAGUUGUGCGUGAUGUUCUUCAAACUGAAAAAUUAGAUCUGCAGGGUUCAGACCUUGCUAAUGCAGUUAUUCAUCAAUUGGGUCCUAGAAAUGAGAGAGCGAAGGAAUUUUGUUCUGUGAAAGGGAAAUGGAAAAGUGCAAGUUCUGUCAAUAUUGGGAAGCUUUUUCCAAUAUCACAAAAAGGGCCACAAGAAGCACUCUCAUCUGUGUCUAGCCAGUCAUCUAUUUGUACAAGUGGUUGUCCCCGUGUAAUUUGCCUGGGUGCAAGUGGGGAGCUGCUUCUCAGCAAUACAGGACUUCUUGGUAUUGUGUGCUGCUGCCAUCAUUUUCAUAUGUCUGUUGCUAAAUUUUGUGAGCAUUUAGGAUUAUGUGCUGUUAACCCUGGGGAUGCUGUUCAUAUGGAGAGUGGAGAGACCCUUAGUCAAUGGCGUAAGCACUACUUCCAGAAAUUUGGGAUCAGGGUUCCAGAUGAUCAGAGUGGAUGGGACUGGCCUGAAGCAUUACCAGCAACUGCUGGUUUGGUGAAAUCUAGUGUGGUUGUGCCAAGCAUGCCCAACAAUUCUGACUUGGCUAAACUUGCUGGCUCAUCUGGAGGUGUGUCUGGACAGCGUUUAGAUAAUUUUGCUUUUGCAAAUAACCCUCAUACAGAUCAAAAUCCGAUGAUUCACUUGCUGCAUGAGAACGUUCAGAGAUAUGGUGAGGGUGAUAAUAAUCAUAUGUUCAAGGGCUUGAUUAAUACUCUGCAAGGCAACUUGCAAGCUGUGGCAGAUAACCAGAAAAUGGAGUGCCCUAUGUCUAGGUGUUCAACGUCAUCAAAGCUUGUGGAUAGAGGACCAGAUAGUGUCUUACAAUCAAUAUCUGCUUGCAUUGAUUCUCUUGUCAACUCCAGAAAUGCAUCCUUCACCCACCCUAUUUCACAGAAUUCAAGAAUCUUAGGUAAAAGUUAUGAUGUCAGCAAAAUUAAAAAUUCAUGUGAUGGGGUUACUGCCGAUAAUAUUGCUGUUUCUUCAAGCAUAGAGCUGAAGCUUGGGCAGCCAUAUCAACAGAUUCAACCUUCAGGAAAUUCUGUUACACCAGUCUGUGCACCAAAGUCAUUAGACACUCUAGUUGGAUCGUCGAAGUCUCUUUUCCUGGAGCAGAUGAUUCAUAAUGCAGCUAAUUGCAAGGAAAAGGUGGAAUCCAGACAAUAUUAUCAACGCUUUGCUGGCCCUUCAAAUUUUUCUGCAGGAGCAGAACAAAGCCAAAUGAACCUAGGAAACCACACAUUUGGAAUAUCUAGUGCCUUGGAUACUACCACCAAGCUAGAAAAAGCUGAUGGCAAUAUCAGUAAAUGUUCUGUGGUUCCGUUAGUUGCAAACUUUAAAGCACCACCAGGGAGAAAUGAAAACUCUAUAGCUAAUAAUAACAUGGUCAUCGGUGAUCAUAUCAUGCCUAAGCCAUCUAAUCAUGAAUCUGAUACUGCCAAGUCUAACCUGGUUAGUGUUCCAUGGAUUGUUGGUAAUGGUUUAGAAAGGCAAUUGAACCUUUCUGAAAUGGGUUUCUUCAAACACAAGGACAAGGGUAAAGGGACAGGAUGUGUUAUUGAUAGCUCUUUUGCCAUGACAGAUAAAGAAUGGAAAAUCCAAAAACAUUUGAAGAAUCCUAACACCUUCAGUGUAGCCAUGAGUGAAAGCAGUAAUCCCUGUUUUUCUGCAGUACAUGAAAAUAGCUGUCAUUUGCCACAGUCAACAGGGCUGCCACCAGUUACAUUUGAUGCCAGAAACCUUCUUAACCAUCCUGAGGAAGUUCCUUCUUUUGGGAGUGAUGGGCAUGUAAACCCUGCUUUCAUGAGAUCCAUGGGCCCACCUGUGGGUUCUGGGCAAAUUUUACAACCACAAGCUGUCUCGAUGGCGUUUCCUUCAACCACUUCUACCUCCUUGCAGGGGAUGGCUCCAGCUGUCUCAAAACUGGAGGGCAUAACUGUGAACCCCUAUUUGCUGGAUGAAAAUAGGAGACGGCUUGCUUUUAGGCAGAUAUUGGAGUUAUCCAAACAGCAACAUACUUCCCUUGCCCUGGACUUGGAUAAAGGGAGAGUAGUUAAUCUUUCUAAUUUCAAUAUUCAAUACCCUCUUGCUGAGUCUUCUACAUUUGGAGACCAAAGGCUUAUUCCAAAAUUUACCAGCCCACAAAAUGUUUCUGAAGUUGCCAUGGUAUCACCCUCAUCUGGUGCGUAUACUAGAUUGGGUUUUAAUGUUGAAAGAACACCCCCUGUGACAGAUUUGAACAGCUUUUGUGACUUCUCAACUUCGACUCAAGGGAAAUCAUUGCUUUCCAGAGAGGUUGAUCUGCAGUGCCAAUUUUCUCAUGAUUGUCUUCCAAAUAAGCAGCUUUCAUUGAGAGGUGAAAAUGGUACUGCUUCAACUGAAUGUGCACAAUGCUACCAGGGAAUGCCUUGUGCAUAUUUUCUGGGGCAGUUUGGCUGUGCAGCUUACUCAACGUGCUUGGGAGGGAACUUCGAGUUAAAGACUGGAAGCUCUACAAAUACCUUCAAGGAUCAGUUGGGAAAUGUCAAUGGUGAAACCUCUAUGCUGGACGGUGCUGGUCCAAACAAAAACAGUGUUUCCUUGGACCAAAGAGGAAAAUCAAAGGGGCAACCAUGUAAUACCAUUGUCUGUCAUGCUUCUCAGUGGAGAGAUGUCCCAAGCAAGUUUAAAGGGGUCUCUAAUGUGACAGGUUUGGAGUGUUCAGCAAAUGUGUUGGACGGGAGGGGACAUAUGGAGGGUCAGGUUGGCCAUGCUGCUAAAUGCUCUUAUGGAACCAUGAAGAUACCCAACUCCUUGAAAGAGCGAGAAAUGUCUAAUGUUUCCUCUGGAUGCUCUGCUGCUGCUAUUACUCAGGCAUCAAUUCAGAUCAGCAAUAUGGAUUCUCCUACUGUUGAUGCUGGGAAUACCAGAUAUGUAAAUAAUCAUGUGGUUGAUGAAGGAUCAGGAAUUGACAAAUGCUGGUCAUCAGAUGAUGCCCUUGAAAGUGAAAGAAGUGCUGAGUUCCUGGGCUCUAAUAGUAACUUCAGUAAAGAAGGAUCUUCCAAUGUUUUAAAUAAACAAUCAUCACGUAGUCUUCUUGACGAGCUUAAGCUCUUAGAUUCCUUGACAUGGAAGAAAAACUGGAAUCAAUUUCAUACAAGGCUUCCUGUCCAUGGAAAGGUCAAUUUAAAAAAAAAUGAGAGAGGCUUUAAAACUGGGAAGAGAAAGAAAUCAGAGAAAUUUAAGAUGCUGGAAGCACCAUUUCUCGCUGCUAGUACUCUGGUAGUACACCAUGAACGCCCUAAAGGUACUGACACUUCUGAGCCUGGCCCAACCAAAGAUGUGGAAAUGCUUCAACCAUCUGUGCAAGAAACUUAUAGGUCUGGUGCUUCUUUUUUUGGACCUGGUUCUAAAUUUGGAAGGUCUACAUUGUCUUCAUCCAAAGAAUCGUCUCGUAAAAGAGAUCUAGAAAUGAUUAAUGGUCAUAGGGAUGGAGAAGACGAUUAUGACAUGGAACUAAACAGCAACUCUAACCUUGGCAAAAACCAUGAUCUUUCUGGCACGAAGAAAUUAAAAAGGGCUUGGACUUCUGAUUGUAUUCGGAAGUCACAGAUGGAAGAACUAACACCUGCAGACUCUAAGAGUAGUGUAAUGUGCAAAUCAUUUGGGUUUUUAAAGGCUUCUUCUGGUUGUGAGGGAAGCAUUUAUUUUAGAAAAGCAAGGCCUGUUGUAUGUGGGAAGUAUGGUGAAAUAUCUUGUGGAGAACAUACUGGAGAUGUGUCAUGGCCUGUAAAAAUUGUUUCUCUUAGUAAGGUUCUCAAAGCUGCGAGAAGAUGUGCAAUAUCCGAAAAUUGCAAGCCUAAAGUAACUUUCCCCAAGGACUUGAAGAAGACAUGGUUCUCUGGAAGUGAUGCAGAUUUGAAGAAAGAGGAAGAAAGUGGAAUGCAUCAUGCUUCGAUCUUUAACGAAAUGAACAUUGAUCCUUUUGUAGUAAGUGACAAGAUUUGCCCCAAAUGGGGCAAGCUGUUUGUUGAUGAGAAAUCCAUUUCAGAGGAAGAGUGUGAAGCUGAAGGCAAGAAGAAGUGCAAGAUUUUGAACACUAGUGUUCAUCCUAAAUUAAAGCCUAAGAGUAAGGAAAUUCGCAAGCGCAGUCUUUUAGAGCUAACAAAGAAAGGAAGAACUUUUGGUUCUGUAAGUUUUGCCCAUAUGAAGAGCUCAAAAGGCAUGCCAAAAAUGAAAAUGGGGAAAAUUUUAAAGAAUGCUGAGGGUAAUGGGCAUCAUAUCGGUGGAUCAUGCAAAGUUGGUGCUGAAAAAUUAAAUCAAAAGCACAGGUCUUUGUCUGCUAUGGAUUUGGAUGCAUUCUGCUGUGUGUGUGGAGGCUCAAACAAAGAUGAAAUCAAUUGCUUAUUAGAAUGCAGUCGCUGUUUCAUCAAAGUGCAUCAGGCUUGCUAUGGUGUUUCCAGAGUACCUAAAGGUCACUGGUAUUGCAGACCAUGCAGAACCAGAUCUAAAGAUAUUGUUUGUGUUCUCUGUGGUUAUAGCAGUGGGGCUAUGACUCGGGCACUUCAAUGUCGCACAAUUGUGAAAAGCCUUUUGAAAGCUUGGAAUGUUGAAACAGAAUGCAGGCCCAAGAAUGCUGUAUCUUCAGCUGAAAUUGUUGAGGAUGAUCUGAAUUUUAUGCGUUCACCUGAAGCUAUACUUGAUGGCAAUAAAUUUCCUGUGUUAAGACCUGUAAAUAUUGAGCCAACAAGUACUGCUUUGUGGAAAGUGGAUUCACCAAACCAGUUGGAUAAUGUUCACAAUUCCUUGUGCUGUGUUAAUAAUUUGAAGGUGCAUAACAGCAUUACUGCCGGGUUACAUGAUUCAACUGUUAAGCAGUGGGUUCAUAUGGUCUGUGGGCUCUGGACACCUGGAACACGGUGUCCCAAUGUUGACACCAUGAGUGCCUUUGAUGUUUCUGGGGUUUCACGUCCCAAAGAAAAUAUGGUAUGUUCUAUGUGUAAUCGACCUGGUGGCUCAUGCAUACGGUGUAGGGUCGUAAAUUGCUCUAUAUAUUUUCAUCCUUGGUGUGCUCACCAGAAGGGACUCUUACAAAGUGAAGUUGAGGGGGUUGAGAAUGAAAAUGUUGGUUUUUAUGGAAGGUGCCAGCUCCAUGCCACUCACCCCUUGUGUGAGUCCCAUAGUGAUCCCAUUGACAAUGAGCUGAACUGUUCGAGAGAGAAGGAAUUGACCUGUGCCAGGACAGAGGGUUACAAGGGUCGAAAACGGGAUGGCUUUUGGUACAACCUUUAUGGUCAGUCAAGAGGGAAGAGUGGGCUUGUUCCUCAGGAUCAGCUAAAUGCUUGGAUUCACAUUAAUGGUCAGAAGUCAAGCACACAGGCGCUUCAAAAUCUGCCAGUGUCAGAUGUUGAGUAUGACUCUCGGAAAGAAUAUGCUCGCUACAAGCAAGCAAAGGGCUGGAAACAUUUGGUAGUUUACAAGUCUAACAUCCAUGCCCUUGGUCUUUACACAUCUCGGUUCAUUUCCCGUGGUGAAAUGGUGGUUGAGUAUGUGGGUGAGAUCGUGGGACUGCGAGUGGCUGAUAAAAGGGAAAUCGAGUAUGACUUGAGAAGAAAGCUUCAGUACAAGAGUGCUUGUUAUUUCUUCAGGAUUGAUAAAGAACAUAUUAUUGAUGCAACGUGCAAGGGGGGGAUUGCACGUUUUGUCAAUCAUUCUUGCCUGCCAAAUUGCGUGGCCAAAGUGAUCUCUGUAAGGAAUGAUAAAAAGGUUGUGUUUUUGGCUGAGAGAGACAUUUAUCCAGGCGAAGAGAUAACAUAUGACUAUCAUUUUAACCAUGAAGAUGAAGGGAAGAAGAUCCCUUGUUUUUGCAAUUCAAAAAAUUGCAGAAGGUACUUGAAUUGAUUUGAUUUGAUGAUGAUAUGAAGACGACAUUCAACACACUUGUUGUAAGUAGUAAUUCAUUUUUUGGAAAUUUUGGCUUCUGUGUAUGCAUGAAACAUUAUUAUAUAUAUGUAGAAAGCAGAAGCUACCUUUUGUUUUACUGAAAGCUAUUAUUAACUAGUUUGCUUAUUUUUUACAAUAAUAUUUUAUGUACUCGGUUGACUGAAGUGAA